GUCUGCCAACACCCACGCUCGUUCUUCACACCCAGAGGCCUCGCCAUUUUUCUUAUUCCUCGAGCGCGAACCCUCACCCCUUCGACAAAAUGCGCUUUUCAACCUCUGCCGUCCUAGUCUCCAUGCUAGGCUGGAUAGGGGCUGCAACCGCCCACAACAUCCAGCUGAAAGCCCAUUCCCGCGAAUGCUUCUACGAGUCCCUCCACAAGGACGACAAAAUGACUGUCACAUUUCAGGUCGGUGACCGUGAGUUUGGAGGUAGCGGGAACCUCGAGAUUGAUUUCUGGGUCGAAGAUCCCAACAACAAUCGCCAAUAUUUCCGCAACUCGGUCUCAUCCGAGGAUUACUCGUUUACUGCCCAUCGUGAUGGCAAGUACUCUUACUGCUUCAGCAAUGCGGCGUGGGCGUCGAAUUCGAAGGAGGUCUCUUUCAACGUACACGGAAUUGUCUAUGUGCCGGAGUCGGAAAUGAAGCAGGAUCCCCUGGAUUAUGAGGUCCGCCGUCUUUCCGAGUCCCUUGCCCAAGUGGCCGACGAGCAGUCCUACAUUGUGGUCCGAGAACGAAUGCAUCGCAAUACAGCCGAGAGUACCAACGGUCGUGUCAAGUGGUGGAGUCUUUUCCAGCUGACGUUUCUCAUCGGCGAGGGUCUAUUCCAGGUUUGGUGGCUUAAGCGAUUUUUCGAGGUCAAGCGUGUUGUCUAAAAUGUGUUGACGGCGACAACCUGUUUCACCUUUUGUAUCCCGUUUUUUCUAUGAAGCCGGCGUUCAAGUAUUGUGGACGGUGGUGGGUUCUUCACUCGGAAGCAUUCAUGGUCUGUUUUGGUGUUAGGACUGUUAGAUUAUGGAGGAAUGAACAAUGCAUAUCUAAUUCUAUACCGGAUGGAUUAUAAUAAAUACAUAUGUAUGAGUGUAGGCGCGGAUUGCGAACGACACGACUUCAAUUACAUAUUCGGCCACACUAGAGGUGUCAGCCGAGGACCACAAGACCACCCGGCAUAUCCAAGUGAGUCUUUCAGAUGAAACUUCAACAGCUACAAGCCAUAUUGCAUGCAUAUACGUAAAUACUAAUUAGGCCAUAAACAUUGCAGUCAUAAUGGGUCUUACCCCACAGUCCGAAGCCUCACUCUGU
Messenger RNA from Talaromyces proteolyticus, 1128 nucleotides. RefSeq names its product putative endosomal cargo receptor. The record is from RefSeq and is a predicted model, not a curated record. Bases 90 to 701 code for a protein of 203 amino acids. The transcript is spliced from 5 exons. Gene Ontology annotation, cellular component: endoplasmic reticulum; Golgi apparatus; endoplasmic reticulum-Golgi intermediate compartment. Gene Ontology annotation, biological process: Golgi organization; protein retention in ER lumen; intracellular protein transport. NCBI's taxonomy places the organism in Eukaryota, Fungi, Ascomycota, Eurotiomycetes, Eurotiales, Trichocomaceae.